AUGGGCGCUAUCAACUCCAUUGCCCAAGCAGGUCCGUCCAUUAUUGCACAAGCUCUACCUGCUCUCAUCAACGGCAUGAACCCCGUGUCAGCUGUCUCAUCCAUAGCCGGAGCCUUCGGUCAGGCCGCAAGCCAGGGUGCCGCUAACGCACCCGGCGGAAAUCCUCUGGUGUCUUCAAUGAUUGGCGCAGUAGCGGGACAAGCUGCCAGCACCGGUGCGAAAUCAACUGGAGUCCUUGCAGCAGCUUCGAAAGAGGUCGCACCUCCCGCUGACCCUGCUUACUCGACCGCUCCUCUCAUUGCACCUUUCAUCAAUGACUUCUAUGCAUACUUAACUAGUGGUCCCGACAAUGGUAUCGAUUGGACAAAAUUCAAAGACUCCAAGAAGGAUGCAGAUGGCAAGAUCCAAAAAGCCCAUGGCAUCACAUGGCUCCUCACGAAUGUGAAGCAACAAGAGAAGUCGGCUCGACUUGGUACUGGACAGCCGAGCGUUGACCUCAAGGAUGCGUUUGCUAAGACGAUCAAGACGAUUGAGUCCAUCAAAGCUGAAGUGCUCAAGUCCUCCGAUCUAGGAUCCGAAAAGACUUCUGUAGAUACGAUCAAGACCUGGCAAGCGGAUAUGAAGGAAGUCAAGGCAACGGUUCUCCAGCUCGACACCACCGCCAAGUCGUUCCCUGGGACUUCGACAAGCACUCCCCAGAUGCGAAACCUUAAGAUCGACGUGCCGAAAACGGAUUACACGGCUCAGAAUGCAGCGCUCAGUGCUGCCACCGAGAAACUCGCCAUCAACCAGAAGGCUCUUGAAUCCUCCCAGCAAAACUAUCAAGCCGCAGCCGAGAGCGCUCUCAAGGUACAGCAAGAACUUACCGCCAUUCAAACGAAGCUCAAGGGUCUUGAAGUCGAAGGACAAACGCUUGAGAAAGUCAAGGAGAUCCUCGUAGACUGCAUCGCCACGCUAGUCCAGCUCAAAGUCCAAAUCAACAAACUGAAGAGUUUCUUCGGCGCCCUGUCCACCAUGGUGCGCAUGGUCGUCCAGAACAAGGUCAAGAAGUUCGACGAAGACGUCUCCAGCCUUGCCACAGAUGCAAACAAAAAGCAGAUCCUACGCUUGACAGACAUGGACAUUGAGAUCAUCUACAGUAGCACGCUCCAGAUCAAGGCGUACUUCGAGCUGCUACAGACCAUCGCUCGCAUGUACAGCACGAUGCAUGUGGAGCAUGUUUCCAAGGGCAUCGAUCUCGUGUGGGAUCUCAGCCAGGUGCUCAAAGACGAGAGCCAGGUUCGGGCGAAGCGCGACGCGCUGAAUAAUUGGGCUGAGGCCGCGUCUAGGGCUAUCAUGAAGACUAUUGGUGAGAAGCAGAACGAGAUCAAGGAAGGGUUGAGAGAGCGUAUCGACAAUAUUGCAGAGCAGACGCAGAUGCUGGAGAAAGCCGGUGUGCCGAAGCCAGAUCCGGUGUUCGUCGCUGCUAUGAAGACUGGAGCUGCUACUGUGACGGAGCAUGUUGACAAGAACAUCUCGCGGGGUCUCGCGGUGGAGGUGAACGAUGAUAUCAGUUGUUAG
This is a messenger RNA of Didymosphaeria variabile, 1560 nucleotides long. RefSeq lists its product as uncharacterized. The coding region runs from base 1 to 1560 and encodes 519 amino acids. NCBI's taxonomy places the organism in Eukaryota, Fungi, Ascomycota, Dothideomycetes, Pleosporales, Didymosphaeriaceae. The transcript has a single exon. The record is from RefSeq and is a predicted model, not a curated record.